Molecule: messenger RNA, 2722 nt
Organism: Lacerta agilis (Sand lizard)
Lineage: Eukaryota; Metazoa; Chordata; Lepidosauria; Squamata; Lacertidae
Gene: HBP1
Product: HMG-box transcription factor 1
Exons: 11
Coding region: 88-1674 (528 amino acids)
Biological process (GO): regulation of transcription by RNA polymerase II
Cellular component (GO): nucleus
Molecular function (GO): DNA-binding transcription factor activity, RNA polymerase II-specific; RNA binding; RNA polymerase II cis-regulatory region sequence-specific DNA binding
Source: RefSeq, a predicted model, not a curated record
AGUCCAUAAAAAGGCGGGCGGGGCUUUCCCGAGAGAGAGAGAGAGAAAGAGAGGGCGGGGAAAGAGAAAGCUGAAGGGAGUCCUGUAAUGGCGACGGGUUUGUCAGAUAAUUUGAAGCAUCCUACCAUGGUUUGGGAAGUUAAGACUAAUCAGAUGCCUAAUGCAGUGCAAAAACUCCUAUUAGUGGUGGACAAGAGAACUUCAAGGAUGAACGAAUCAUUGGAAUUACUGAAGUGUAAUGAGAACCUCCCAUCUUCUCCUGGAUAUGCAUCUUGUGAUGAGCACAUGGAGCUUGAUGAUCUUCCUGAACUGCAGGCUGUUCACACUGAUUCUACCCCACCUGCACUUUUCCAGCUGAGUGCUGAUGUCUCGCAUCAGGAAUAUUCAAGGCCUUCAUGGAACCAGCAUACCUCAAGCAGCAGUUCAGAAAAUGCUUAUACUUGUGAGAAUGGCGUGAACUGGUUGACAGAAUUGGCAAACAUAGCUACUAGUCCACAGAGUCCUCUAAUGCAGUGCUCUUUUUAUAACAGAUCAUCUCCUGUUCAUCUAAUAGCUACAAGCAAAAGUUUACAUUCCUAUGCACGUCCUCCACCAGAAUCCUCUCAGAGUGACUCUGGUUUUCCUAAGCAUCACAUUGAUGAAACACCUGUCAGACAUGAAAGGACAACUAGUGAAUCAGAGUCUGGAAUUUUCUGUAUGUCAUCCCUGUCAGACGACGACGAUCUAGGAUGGUGCCACUCCUGGCCUCCAACUGUUUGGCAUUGUUUCCUUAAAGGAACACGUUUAUGCUUUCAUAAAGGACGCAACAAGGAAUGGGAGGAUGCUGAAGAUUUUGCUAGGUCCACAGCCUGUAAAAAUGAAAUGGAUGAUUCAGUGAGUACUUACAAAGGAUAUGGUUCUGAUGGUUUGAAGUUGAUAUCACAUGAAGAAAGUGUUUCAUUUGGCGAGUCAGUUCUAAAAUUGACUUUUGAUCCUGGCACAGUGACAGAUGGCUUGCUUACUGUAGAGUGUAGACUAGAUCAUCCUUUCUAUGUUAAAAACAAAGGAUGGUCAUCUUUUUAUCCGAGCCUGACUGUGGUUCAGCAUGGAAUUCCAUGUUGUGAAAUGCACAUUGGAGAUACAUGUCUACCUCCAGGACACCCUGAUGCCAUUAAUUUCGAUGAUUCGGGUGUGUUUGAUACAUUCAAAAGUUACGAUUUUACACCGAUGGAUUCCUCUGCAGUUUAUGUGCUAAGUAGUAUGGCUCGCCAACGCCGUGCUUCUUUAUCUUGUGGAGGAUCAGGAAGCCAAGACUUUGAAAGAUCAGAAUGCAGUACAAACUGUGGACCUGCUCAGUCAUCACAGAUUUCACCCAAUCCUUUGUAUAGUAAAGCCAGCAAAAGCCACAGCUCAGGGACUGCUGCAAGUACUGUGAAUGCCACUUCUCCCAACAAAUGCAAAAGACCAAUGAAUGCCUUCAUGCUUUUUGCCAAAAAGUACAGAGUAGAAUAUACUCAGAUGUAUCCAGGGAAAGAUAACAGAGCCAUAAGUGUGAUACUUGGUGACAGGUGGAAAAAAAUGAAAAAUGAAGAAAGGCGGAUGUACACAUUAGAAGCCAAGGCCUUGGCUGAAGAACAAAAACGUUUAAAUCCCGACUGCUGGAAACGGAAACGAACAAAUUCAGGUUCACAAUAACAUUAGAUCGGAAUUCUUCUACAAAUACAUAGUGGAAGAAGACUUGAUGAUCAAGAAUUCAUGAUUUGUUGUGAAGGUGCGACCAUAAAAUACAGGCAGCAUUGAGUUGUUAGGAAUGAGAAUUUGCUUAUUACAGUAGAGCAUUAAGAAAGCUAAAAACUAUCAGCAUUUUAAAACCAAAUUGCCUUAUUUUUCUUCCAAACUACAUAUGUCUAUCAGGUGUAAUAGGCUUGAAAAUGGAUAUCCUGUGGUGCUAAAUAAUAGUAGGAAGAGGAGCUUUGUAUAAAUGUUUAUUUUUUAAAAAAUGCAAAAAAGGGGAAUUUUAAAUAUGUAACCUGUUUAUACAUUGAUUCUUAUUGCUGAUUAAUAUGUAUUGCACAAACUAUGUAAUUAACUACAAAUCUGGGAGCUGGGAUUUUCUGACAUAAUAUAUGAACUUCUCGUUUGCCCAGUGCCAACAAGUUACCAGAAUGUGUGGCAAAGUGAUAGGAAGUGUAUAUACUAUAUGUAGCAAAAUUGUUAUCUUUUUGGGAAGAUAACACAUUUAUAAAUUAUUUGAGAUGUGAUCUCUUCCCAGCGAGAAUAAAAAGGAUUGCAGAAUUGCCAGGGCUGUCGAUAAGGGCCCAGGAUUAAAUUCGUUACUUGCAUUGCAUUAUCCCAAAAGAAUGGUGCUUCUGUGGUGUCACCAUUUUAUUCUUAAAGGGGUUUUUAUUGUGGGGGGGGGGGCGCGUUCCUAUGCUGCAUAUUUUAAAGAUUUUAUUUUGCCAUAAGACAUCUUUUAUGGUGGGGACAAACUUUUGCACUUACUGUAGGUGCAACAUUUGCACUUUACUGUUUCCCCUCCAUCUAUCUAAAAGUAGAGCAAAUAUGUUAGAUUUAUGGCUACUUUUGCUGUGAACAUUACAACAUAGCUUUUAAUGUUACUAAAUAAAAGAGUGUGUUUCUGUUUAAGAAUCACAACAAUAAAUUUCAGCACCUGACAUGUCUAUGAUGUUGCUCCUAUGAUUUUGCACACUAUAUUCAUGUAUUUCAAAUAAAUUUGUAAAAU